CACUCACACACUAUAUCAUCUUAAGAUUUUAAAUUGUACCCUUUUUUUUUUUGUCAUAUUCAUGGGAAGUGAUGAAAUCAGCACUGAGAUUAUAGAAACAUCUGCACUGAUGACAUGAGGUUCUGUAAACAAAAUAAGGUUCAGCCCAUGUAAAUUAAGCUCUAUAAAAACAGCACAAAGGGAGGAGAGUUAGGAGGUUCACUCCAUUUGCCUUGAGGUACAACACAAUCUACACCUUCUGACUUUUUUAUGGCUAAGUUUUGUUGUCAAAAUGAACUUAACCCAAUACACCAAUUUGAGCAGCACGCCUAAUUCGAACGAAGGAAAUCAGAAGCUUUUGCUGGUGCAGGUGCUGGUGGGGACUCUUCUCUAUGUGAACGGACUGAUGAUUUUCACUUUUUUGAAGAAAGAGGCCUUCAGGGAAACGCGCUACAUUCUGUUUGCUCAGACUCUUUUUGCUGACUCUGCUCUUAUGCUGUUGACUGAUUUAACCCUCAUGGGGUCAUUUUACCAGUACCCUGUGCAUAUAAUUCCUUGCUAUAUCUUCUGCACACUUACAUCUUUGGUCUCUGUUGUUUCACCCAUGACUCUUGUCGCCAUGUGUUUGGAGCGCUAUGUAGCCAUAUGUAUGCCUUUAAGACAUUCUAGCAUCUCCACCCCUAAAAACACCUUCAUUGGGCUUCUCGUCAUAUGGAGUGUCAGUUUUAUCAUCCCAUUGUUUAUUUUCAUAGUCUGUUUUGUCUAUAUUCCUCCUGGUUUCUUGCGCAUUUAUGUUGUGUGUACAGUGGAGGCCAUGUUACAGAUAAAAUGGCUGGCAGACAUGAGAGCGACGAGUCUGCAGCUCUUAUUCAUCAUGAUGUUCAGUAUUAUUGUCUCCACCUACAUUAAGAUUAUGUUGGCGGCCAGAUCUGCCUCAGAGAAGAAAAACUCAACAAAUAAGGGUCUCAAAACUAUAAUUCUCCAUGGUGUUCAGCUGCUUCUGUCUAUGAUGCAGCUUUUAAUCCCUUACAUAGAAAUGCCUUUAUGGAAAGUAAAUGUCAUGCUGUUUGUGAAUGUAAGAUACUCAAAUUUCAUCUUGUUUUUGAUCUUGCCUCGUUGUUUGAGUCCCUUAGUUUACGGAUUAAGAGACAAAAAGUUUUAUAAUGCUCUUAAAUAUUAUGCCUUUUGUGGCAUUUUGGCAUGUAAUAAGCACAAAAUAAGAGAUGGAAAGACCUUUAGAGGAGUAGUAAGCAUUUCCAUACACAAUUAA
Messenger RNA from Carassius auratus (goldfish), 1249 nucleotides. Its product is annotated as odorant receptor 131-2-like. Bases 272 to 1249 code for a protein of 325 amino acids. The record is from RefSeq and is a predicted model, not a curated record. Gene Ontology annotation, biological process: G protein-coupled receptor signaling pathway; detection of chemical stimulus involved in sensory perception of smell. Gene Ontology annotation, cellular component: membrane. Gene Ontology annotation, molecular function: olfactory receptor activity; odorant binding; G protein-coupled receptor activity. Lineage: Eukaryota; Metazoa; Chordata; Actinopteri; Cypriniformes; Cyprinidae. The transcript has a single exon.